AUCGAAGCAAUUGUGAAAGUAGAAACAUUGUAUACUCUGUAAAUAUCAUCACAUCACAGUUCCAAAUAGUGAGAAAAAAUGGCAAGUGCAACAUUUGUAGAAUUCAGUAGCCUUGUUCCUCGUCAAUCAACUCCCAAUCCUUCACAAUUGCAACAUUUCAAAAGUCCCCUUUUAUCGAUAUCUUUCCAUAACACAAAUAUUUCUUCUAAAUUAACUGCUUCUCUUUCAUUCACUCAAUCUCAAGGUUUUGGGUUUGCAAUUGAGAGCCAGUGCAAGGAACAAGAACGUGGGGAUUUAGUUCAAACAUCAGCUGUUAGAGAGUUGAGUGGUUCUCUUACAUCUGCUCAGGGACAUCGAUUUGCUAUUGUGGUGGCUCGUUUUAAUGAUCUGAUCACCAAGAAGCUUUUGGAGGGAGCUUUGGACACUUUCAAAAAUUAUUCAGUUAGAGAAGAAGACAUUGAUGUUGUGUGGGUUCCUGGUAGUUUCGAAAUCGGUGUUGUCGCGCAGCAACUUGGCAAGUCAAGAAAAUAUCAAUCAAUAUUGUGUAUCGGUGCUGUGAUUAAAGGUGAUACCUCUCACUAUGAUGCUGUGGUUAAUGCUACCACGUCUGGAGUACUUUCAGCAGGUUUAAAUUCAGGUACGCCUUGCAUAUUUGGUGUUCUCACAUGUGAUACCUUGGAGCAGGCAUUCAACCGUGCUGGUGGGAAGGCUGGGAAUAAAGGUGCUGAAGCAGCAUUGACAGCCAUUGAGAUGGCAUCUUUGUUCGAGCACCAUCUGAAGCCAUUACAAUAGGAAAAACAUCCUUUUUGGCUGCAGCUUUUCUUGAGGAACCAGAAUUGCCAAUUGCUCUAAAUUGUUUGCAGGAAUAAUAUUCUUGAACCAAACUGCAGUUGUUCAAUGUUGUACUUUUGAAUAGUAAUAACAAUAAUCUUAUUUUGUACUGAAUUUUAUGGACCUCAUACGAUAAUAACGUUUCACUAUAACGGCUAAGUUCUUUUUGGAAAC
Lycium ferocissimum is the source of this 1005-nucleotide messenger RNA. RefSeq names its product 6,7-dimethyl-8-ribityllumazine synthase, chloroplastic. Gene Ontology annotation, cellular component: riboflavin synthase complex; intracellular anatomical structure. Lineage: Eukaryota; Viridiplantae; Streptophyta; Magnoliopsida; Solanales; Solanaceae. The record is from RefSeq and is a predicted model, not a curated record. Gene Ontology annotation, biological process: riboflavin biosynthetic process. Gene Ontology annotation, molecular function: 6,7-dimethyl-8-ribityllumazine synthase activity. The transcript is spliced from 8 exons. Bases 79 to 792 code for a protein of 237 amino acids.